UAUAUAUAUUUCCAUAGCCACCAUUGUUCCUUCACCAAUACACGAAAAAUUGACAAUACUACUUCAUCAAUAUUCGUAAUCGAGCUAGUUCUAAUUUAUUUCAUGGAUCCAACACAAGCCAGAACUACCUCCGGAGCCAGCCAUUCGUCGUCCCAUAAGCCCAACAGCCACCCAAAACCAUCCAAAUCUGAGCUGAUGUCCAGCGCUAAGCUAGUUGCCGACGCGGCCAAAGCAAAACUCCAUCACGAGCCAAACAGUAAGGUCGACAAGUCUGAGCUCGCCGGAGCCGCCGCUGACCUACUUAACGCCGCCUCACAGUAUGGCAAACUAGAAGAGAAAGGCAUCGGCAAAUUCGUCGGAAAAGCAGAGACUUAUCUCCACAAAUACGAAACUUCUCAUUCCACCACCACAACCACCACCACUACUGGAACAACCACCACCACCUCCACGACUGAACACACGCAGUCCUCGGCGCAUACAGGGGGAAAACACGAACAAUCUGGAAGUGGGUAUGGCGAGUACAUUAAAAUGGCUGAAGGAAUUUUCAAGAAACAUUCCGAUGGCACCCACUCAUCGGAAUCCGGCGGAGGUAAAAAAGGAGAGUAUCUUAAAAUCGCUGGAGAUUUCUUGAAGAAGCAUUGACUUGUACUAUGUGAAUUCCUUUUUAUCAUUUGUUUUAGAACUUUUUGCUGCAGUUCUACUAUUGUUAUAUAUCAGUGGAUAGGUGUGAUUUGUAAUGUGUGGCCUAGGCUGCAUUGCCGAUGGUGCUAGCCAAUGAAAAUAAUUUUGUUUUAACA
Nicotiana attenuata is the source of this 797-nucleotide messenger RNA. Its product is annotated as nodulin-related protein 1-like. Gene Ontology annotation, biological process: response to heat; regulation of abscisic acid biosynthetic process. The record is from RefSeq and is a predicted model, not a curated record. The transcript has a single exon. The coding region runs from base 103 to 642 and encodes 179 amino acids. Lineage: Eukaryota; Viridiplantae; Streptophyta; Magnoliopsida; Solanales; Solanaceae.